Volvox carteri f. nagariensis is the source of this 288-nucleotide messenger RNA. RefSeq lists its product as uncharacterized. NCBI's taxonomy places the organism in Eukaryota, Viridiplantae, Chlorophyta, Chlorophyceae, Chlamydomonadales, Volvocaceae. Gene Ontology annotation, molecular function: protein binding. The record is from RefSeq and is a predicted model, not a curated record. The transcript is spliced from 3 exons. The annotation marks the transcript as partial.
AUGGGUUGCUUUUUCAGCAAGAAUGGACAAGUGCGGACUUUGUCUGAUGACCUGGAAGAACCACUUCCGGCAUCCGCCUUCUCAACCCGCGGCGCGGCGCACGCGUGGCUCCAAGAGAUUGGGUUGCCGCAGUAUGGGGAGGCAUUUGACGAUGCAGGUUUCAGCGAUUGGGACCUGCUGUCCUGUCUCACGGAAGCCGACCUGGAUGCCAUCACCGCCCACACGGGCGCCGUCAUACCCCCGGGCCACCGCAAAAAGCUCCUCAUGGCCUCGCGACAGAUGGGCGCG